Molecule: messenger RNA, 701 nt
Organism: Lolium rigidum
Lineage: Eukaryota; Viridiplantae; Streptophyta; Magnoliopsida; Poales; Poaceae
Product: histone H2B.1-like
Exons: 1
Coding region: 49-507 (152 amino acids)
Biological process (GO): nucleosome assembly
Cellular component (GO): nucleosome
Molecular function (GO): DNA binding; structural constituent of chromatin; protein heterodimerization activity
Source: RefSeq, a predicted model, not a curated record
CCCACCUCUUCUUCCACCUCCCUCCCCGUCGAAUCCGCAGCAGCACCCAUGGCGCCCAAGGCCGAGAAGAAGCCGGUGGAGAAGAAGCCCGUGGAGGAGGAGCCGGCGACGGAGAAGGCCAAGAAGACCCCCGCCGCCAAGAAGCCCAAGGCGGGAAAGAGCCUGCCCGCCGGGAAGACCGCCGCCAAGGAGGGCGGUGAGAAGAAGGGCAAGAAGAAGGCCAAGAAGUCCGUGGAGACGUACAAGAUCUACAUCUUCAAGGUGCUCAAGCAGGUCCACCCUGACAUCGGCAUCUCCUCCAAGGCCAUGUCCAUCAUGAACUCCUUCAUCAACGAUAUAUUCGAAAAGCUUGCGGGCGAGUCGGCCAAGCUUGCGAGGUACAACAAGAAGCCCACCAUCACGUCCCGGGAGAUCCAGACCUCCGUCCGCCUCGUCCUCCCCGGCGAGCUCGCCAAGCAUGCCGUUUCUGAGGGCACCAAGGCCGUCACCAAGUUCACCUCUUCCUAGGCUGGUCUCCCUCCUUGGACGGUCUCAUGUAUCGCCUGUCUCCGUGUUACUACUUCCAUGUUCCAGUUGUACUCUGUAGUUAGAUGCUCCAGCGUGUCAUGUCUCAUGACCGUGUGAUUCUGUAGUAAGAAAAUGUGCUGGCAAGUUGUAACAGCACUGUUAUUUCAGUCUCAAGUUAGUACUAAUGUUCUUCA